Messenger RNA from Penicillium malachiteum, 261 nucleotides. RefSeq lists its product as uncharacterized. The transcript is spliced from 3 exons. The record is from RefSeq and is a predicted model, not a curated record. The coding region runs from base 1 to 261 and encodes 86 amino acids. Lineage: Eukaryota; Fungi; Ascomycota; Eurotiomycetes; Eurotiales; Aspergillaceae.
AUGGCCAACCCAUCCAAAUCCUCUGACUCUGAGCAUGCCCGUCUCCAGAAUGACUUUGGAGCUGAUUACUGGGUUCGCAAUAAGCAAGAACAUCGGCAUGCUACUGCAGGACGCGGUCUCUUCGCCGGGCUUCAAGAUGUGAAGCAAUAUAAUGUGGACUCUGGCUGGGCGCGCCGAAAGUCUGGAGACGCGCAGACCGGAUUCUUUGGGUCGAUUUUCAGUCGGUUCAUUGGUGGAUCCUACCAUCCGCCCUCUUCUUGA